Messenger RNA from Synchiropus splendidus (mandarinfish), 1071 nucleotides. RefSeq names its product leucine zipper and CTNNBIP1 domain containing (gene lzic). Bases 199 to 762 code for a protein of 187 amino acids. The record is from RefSeq and is a predicted model, not a curated record. Gene Ontology annotation, molecular function: beta-catenin binding. The transcript has 7 exons. Lineage: Eukaryota; Metazoa; Chordata; Actinopteri; Syngnathiformes; Callionymidae. Gene Ontology annotation, cellular component: nucleus; cytosol; beta-catenin destruction complex. Gene Ontology annotation, biological process: negative regulation of Wnt signaling pathway.
GUAUUGCGCCGCACCCUCAGUCUCUGUGCUGCGUUCAUGAUCCCAAAAUAACCCAAACACGUUUGCGAAUUUGAACUGCUUUUAAAGUAUUUAUAGUCCCUUUUUUCUUGACGUUUCUUAUCAGAAUAAUUUGGCCAGUGUAACGUAAGCGAUCUAGUGGAAAUCGGCACCUAUCUAACUGGUAAUUCAUUUUUAAACAUGGCCUCUCGUGGAAAAUCGGAGACGGGGAAAUUGAAGCAAAACAUGGAGGAGCAGCUUGACAGACUGAUGCAGCAGCUUCAGGACCUGGACGAGUGCAGGGAUGAUCUGGACGAUGAAGAAUAUGAAGAGACAAAGAAGGAAACGCUGGAGCAGUUGAGCGAGUUCAAUGACUCCCUGAAGAAGAUCAUGACAGGAGACAUGACUCUGGUGGAUGAGCUCGGCGGGAUGCAGCUGGCAAUCCAGGCUGCCAUCAGUCAAGCGUUUAAAACCCCAGAAGUCAUCCGACUCUUUGCCAAGAAGCAACCGGGUCAGCUGAGGACCAGACUAAGUGAGAUGGACAGAGACGUGAUCGUUGGGAAGCUGUCACGUGACGAUCACACGCAACAGAAACUAGAAAUCCUCACAGCUCUGCGAAAACUGGGAGAGAAGCUCACAGCCGAUGACGAAGCUUUCCUAGCAGAAAAUGCGACAGCAACACUCAGUCAGUUUGAGAAAGUGACUGCCGGAUCGGAGGCUAAAAUAAUGGCUCUGGCCUGUUCUGGAGUGAAGACAGAGGCGUAGUGAGUUUUUCAAGGAACAAUGGUGCCAAACGAAGAAAAGUUUGUAAAUAAUAGGCACAAGUGUCUUAGCUUUUCCACAUGUUUUUAUCUUUUAAUUGUUUGAAUGUGUGUUUUAUAAAGAAAACUAUUUUUAUUCUUUUUUUUUUUUCAGCUUCGAUGCAGUUGUUACUGCACAUUCUUAGCUGUUCUGAAAACUCAAUCAAGUCUCAUUGAAAGUGUUAUUUUUCCGUCUGUUUGUGAUGUUUGAUGUGAAAACAAAGUGUGCGACUUUAUAUCCUGUGAAUUCACUAAACCUGAACUGUGAUCAGCA